AUGGAGAAGACUUGCGGCCAGACAGCCGCGAAAUUAUUCAGCUCGUUUUUCGGCAGUGAUUUUGGCGUUGAGACCUGGUGUAAGGACGUUCCGGCUUGGAGCACAGCCGGAGCAGUGUAUGACUAUAUCAUGCUCUGGACCCCGUUCGUGGCAUUUUUGUCGCAUAUUCUCGUGGCUUACGCUUCUUACGUCCUGGGUCAUUCUUGGGGCACCUUUUUCAUGUCCAGCGAGACGGAGGAACAUGAAUUCACAACGGAUCAAAUUCAAGAGCGCAGACAGAUUCUUCAAGAGCAACUCGCGCUAGUUCUCGAUGAUUUGAACAAUGACAAGAGGAAGAUUUUCGAUUUGGAUGCUGAGUUUGAGUUUUCAAAGCAAGAAAUUCCGUCGUUGCAGAAUCAAAUCAAGCAACUUCAAGAGGAGAUCGAUUUCCUCCAGGAAAAACUCGACAAGUUGAGGGAAGACCGACUGGAGCUUCACAAGCGAUUCUACGGAGGAAUCAAUGACAUCGCAAAUAUGCAGAAAAUCUUGGAGCCUCAAGCGCUAGACAACGAAGCAGCUAAAGAGCUCAUCCGGCGUAUUUCAAAUAUUGAGGAUACAAUUUCAUCCUUCCACGAUGCCAUGCGAAACCAAAACCAUUCUUUCAGAAAACGGGAUUGA
Messenger RNA from Oikopleura dioica, 657 nucleotides. Lineage: Eukaryota; Metazoa; Chordata; Appendicularia; Copelata; Oikopleuridae. The record is from the annotation of a GenBank genome assembly.